UGUAAACAAACUAGCGGAAGGCUUGUCUAGGACACCAAGGAUGUGUUUUUGUAACGUGUAAAAACUGAACGUGAUUAGUGGGACACUAACUGGAACAUUAAACAGCUCGUUUUGUUUUGCGUCUGUUUGUUUCUCCUACUGUUAAAGGUAUCAUGUGUCCAGCAAUGGAGACUGACCCUGAAACUGAGGUUUUUUAUGACCCCUAUGAGAGCUUCAUGCAACACCACCUUCAACACUAUGGACUUUUCACUGGGAAGAACUCUGGAUACCAGAAAAGUUUUCGCUACAUCGUAUCAGAAAACAGCUCUCCGGACAGCAAUGAUUCAGACGUUGAUGCUGAUCACAAGGAAGGACAGAAGAAAACACCCUAUUCCCUUGUGCUGGAGCGAGCCCUGUUGAGGACAAGGCAGCUUGUGUUUGAUUUCCACGGGGGCAAGCAGGUUCCACGAUUACGAGAGCCACGCAAUCUGUUCGCCAUGCCGACCAGGAGCGGCCCACUGCAGCCCAUCCAUUGGCCAAUUGAGUGUGAGGUCAUCAAGGACAAAAUAGAACACAUAGAAUGGGUGCCCCCAGAGCCAGAGACGUUUUACCAGCUGACGGGCUAUGAGCGAACCCCAAUGUGUGUGGGAGAUGAAAGAGGCAAUACCGUUUACUCCAUAGACUCAGCCAUGAAGAGUUUUUAUUUUACCUUUUCCCGUAUUGGAGGCUGCCGAGGACCAAUUAAGGACGCCGUCAGUCCCAAGGGAAAGGACGACAGCAGCCUGGUGUUUGAGUCCAGGUUUGAGAGUGGGAACUUGCAGAAGGCAGUGCGGGUCAGGGGUCAGCAUGACUAUGAGCUGACACUCCGGACUGACCUCUACACCAAAAAACACACGCAGUGGUACUACUUCCGGGUUCAAAACAUGAAGCCGGGCACGACUUACAGGUUCACUAUCGUCAACCUGAUGAAAUCAAACAGCCUGUACAACCUGGGCUUGAAGCCGCUGCUGUACUCUGAGCGGGAGGCCCAUAUCAAGAAGGUGGGCUGGAAGAGGACUGGCAGCAACAUCAAAUACUACAAGAACCAGAGUGGGCAAGACGGGCAGGACCUGUACUCCCUGACGUGGACUUGCCAGUUCCCCCACGAAAACGACACCUGUUAUUUUGCACACUGCUACCCAUACACCUACUCAGACCUGCAGCGCUACCUUGCAGAAGUUUCCAGCGACCCUUUGAAGUCCCAGUACUGCAAGUUUCGGGUGCUGUGCAGGAGCCUGGCUGGCAAUGUUGUUUAUAUCCUGAACAUCACGUCGCCAUCAUCGCCCCUGCAUGCCAAUGCGGUGAAGAAGGCGGUGGUGGUAACCGCCCGGGUGCACCCUGGAGAGACCAACAGCUCGUGGAUGAUGAAGGGCUUCUUGGAUUUCAUCCUGGGUGGCUCGAAUGACGCCCAGCUCCUGCGGGACAUGUUUGUAUUUAAGGUGGUCCCCAUGCUGAACCCAGACGGCGUGAUCGUGGGGAACUAUCGGUGCUCACUAGCCGGGAGGGACAGGAUGCUGGCACAGGUGGACAACCAGGAAUUGCUAGUUGCUGAAAAAGAGGUUGUUCUGUACUGCGAUUUCCAUGGGCACAGCAGAAAGAACAACGUCUUCAUGUAUGGAUGCGACAAUAAAAAUGCCCCCUCACUGCGGCUUCACGAGCGAGUCUUCCCACUCAUGCUGAGUAAAAAUGCAGCGGACAAGGGUAUGAUUGCGCUUCGCCGAGGAGCCACUGAACUGAACCAUGAGGAUUACAUGGAGGGUAUUCUAGAGGUCCAGGCCAAGAAGAAAGCCAACCUGCAGUACUACGCUUGA
Messenger RNA from Polyodon spathula (Mississippi paddlefish), 1829 nucleotides. RefSeq names its product cytosolic carboxypeptidase 2-like. The transcript has 9 exons. Lineage: Eukaryota; Metazoa; Chordata; Actinopteri; Acipenseriformes; Polyodontidae. Gene Ontology annotation, biological process: proteolysis. The record is from RefSeq and is a predicted model, not a curated record. Gene Ontology annotation, molecular function: metallocarboxypeptidase activity; zinc ion binding. Bases 153 to 1829 code for a protein of 558 amino acids.